This is a messenger RNA of Cydia fagiglandana, 1185 nucleotides long. RefSeq lists its product as uncharacterized. The coding region runs from base 1 to 1062 and encodes 353 amino acids. NCBI's taxonomy places the organism in Eukaryota, Metazoa, Arthropoda, Insecta, Lepidoptera, Tortricidae. The record is from RefSeq and is a predicted model, not a curated record. The transcript is spliced from 3 exons.
AUGGCAUGUACCUACUGGGACCGCGUCGAGCACCAGUACCUUAAACUACGACGGUACCGACGCGCCGCCGCCACAGAGCGCGCAGCCUGCGCCCCCCGCGCCGCGCGCGCCCCCGUGCCGCCCGAGCCCCACGCGCCGCCCGCGACCGCGGAGCGUGUACCGUCCGCGCAACCUGCGCCGCCCGCGCCGUUCGCAUCUUUUGGGCCGACCGUACCCGUACAGUCCGCGCCACGCGCCCCGCUGGAAGCGUUCACCGAGUCUACGCCUCGUCCUGCGCCGCCCGUGACGAUUGCGUCGUCUGUACCGGCUGAUUCACUCGCACCAACUGCGCCUUGUGCGCCACCUAACGUGAUGUAUAACUCAAAUUAUUUUCCUAGCACAUCGAAGCCGAAUACGGACGAGGUUUCUACGGAUGAGUGUGUACCGUCAUUAGAUCCGGAAAUUCUUCAAUUGCUUGGUGAUGAUCCUACCACUGAGAAAAAAUACGGUGCUGAAUUGCAUAAAGAUAUUGUCUCAAGAUGGGCCCAUAUUUAUUCAAAUGGCUUGCCUAAAGAGGUCCAAUUGGAGCUUAUAAAGAAUUAUUUACCGCCUAAAAACUGUCCUAACAUGGCUGCCCCUAAACUUAAUCUCGAAAUUAAAGCAGCACUCUCAGAAAUAAAUCUCAAAAAAGAUUUAUAUAGUCAGAGUAAGCAAAAUCAGCUUUCUACCAGUCUCGCUGCUUUAGGACAAGUUCUCAAUUGGGCCCUUUUAUCAAACAAUAAUAUGCCCCAAGACAUAAUAAAAGCUUUAGGUGAUGCCGGAAGGCUAAUAUGUGACAGUCACCAUAGAGAAUCCCUGUCGCGCCGUUACGCGAUAUUGAAUACUUACAGGCCGCCUACAACACAGUUUCAGCGAGGAGCUUUAAACUCGAGGGGGGCGCCGCCGCGCAUACCAGCAGCGACCGAGCCGCGGCCGACCCCCGCGCCCCGCAGGCCGCAGCGGGAUCGCCGCCCGGAAGCACCGACGAGGGGUCGCCGCUACAACAACUAUGCGCGGCACCACCAGCGCUCGAGCAGGCGUUAACAGAGGUUUCCCAGAGUCUGUCAUCCGCUUCAUGCGAGCCUUACCCUGGUGGCAGCGAAAUUAUCAGGCAAUCUAUGAUCAAGCGUGGCGUUCCACAAGCCUCCUUAGAAAUAAUGAUGGCCU